Molecule: messenger RNA, 10907 nt
Organism: Dermochelys coriacea (leatherback sea turtle)
Lineage: Eukaryota; Metazoa; Chordata; Testudines; Dermochelyidae
Gene: WDR36
Product: WD repeat domain 36
Exons: 23
Coding region: 553-3261 (902 amino acids)
Biological process (GO): rRNA processing
Cellular component (GO): small-subunit processome; Pwp2p-containing subcomplex of 90S preribosome
Molecular function (GO): protein binding
Source: RefSeq, a predicted model, not a curated record
GAUGACACGAACAAAAUACCAGGACACAUGGAGGGCAGCCACAGGCUCACCACCCCCCAGCCAGCUCUACGUUUUUUGCCGCCCCAAGCAAAAAAAAAAAAAAAAAAAAAAAAGCCGGAGAGCUGCCGAAGCAGAAUAUCAGGACCAAUGGCGUCCGGGACGCCCGGGCACCCGGUCGGGACGGGUUCAUCGGUCGGGACGCCCGAGCACCCGAGCUGGUGUGCAACUGGGAGAACGCGGUGACGUCGACAGCGGCUACGGCACGGGGAGCUCGACAGCAAACCAGCCGCCGCGCAGGGGGCAGCGCCUGCGCAGACGCGAUCGGCUGUGGCGGGAGUCUUUCUCUCCCCUCCUCCCCCCAAUCGCGGAAGGCGGAACUCGGAGCGCGCGGACGCAGGCGUAGGGGGACCCCUUUCGUGGACGCUCCGGGGCCGCUGGGCUGUUGCUAAGAGCCGGGGGCGCCGGAAGGGGUGGGGCUGCUUCCGCUGCGCUCCGGGAGGAACGCGUGCUUCUGUGGGUGAGGGUGCCGGCGCCGCCGGCCCAGCCUGGGGGAUGUCGCGUGCGGACAGCGCGGUGCGGGGGGCCCCCGGCGGGGGCAGCGCGCUCUUCUCGGGCUUCCGCGCUCUCGGCCUUUACUCCAACCACCUGCCCCACGUGCUGCGCUACCACCAGCGCCACCGCGAGUUCUACCUGCUCACCGCCGCGGGGAGGAGCUUCCACACCUACAACGUAAAGAAACUUGGUAUAGUUGCUGUUAGUAAUGCUUUAUUACAAGACAUUACUUGUUUGGCAGCAGACAGAAUGUUGGUCUUCGCUUCAUAUGGCAAUCUUCUCCAUGCUUUUGCCCGGAACAAAGAGGUGGUUCAUAUAUAUGAUGGUCACAAAGGAGAAAUUCGCCUUUUGCAGCCGUUUGGUGAUCAUGUAAUCUCUGUGGAUAUUGAUAAUGUUCUUAUUGUUUGGGAUGUACAAUCAGAAGAAGAAUACCUACAACUGACUUUUGAUAAGGCUGUUUUUGCAGUUUCUGCCAUUAUGCAUCCAAGUACCUACUUAAAUAAAAUUCUCCUUGGCAGUGAACAAGGAAGCCUGCAGUUAUGGAAUGUAAAAUCCAACAAACUUUUAUACUCAUUUCCAGGAUGGGCUUUAGGGGGUGUGACAACCCUUGAACAGGCACCAGCAGUAGAUGUAGUUGCAAUAGGUCUCGUGUCUGGUCAUAUCAUUGUGCACAACAUUAAGUUUGAUGAAACACUGAUGAAAUUUCAGCAAGACUGGGGUCCUAUCACAGCAAUAUCUUUCCGUACAGAUGGUCAUCCAGUCAUGGCAGCUGGAAGUCCUAUUGGACACAUUGCACUCUGGGAUCUGGAAGAGAAGAAACUAAUUAGUCAAAUGCGAAAUGCCCAUUCCACAGCAAUAGCUGGUAUGUCAUUUGUCCAGGGAGAGCCACUUCUUGUUACUAAUGGUGCUGAUAAUGCUAUAAAGAUAUGGAUUUUCGAUGGCCCUGGAGGUGGUGGUCGUUUGUUGAGGUGCCGUAUGGGACAUAGUGCUCCUCCAACAAAAAUCAAAUACCAUGGGCAAAAUGGACAACAAAUUCUUAGUGCAGGUCAGGAUGGAACCUUGCAGUCUUUUUCCACAGUGCAUGAAAGGUUCAAUAAAAGUUUAGGACGUGGUUCCAUAAACAAAAAGAAAUCAAAAAGGAAAGGUCUUCAGUAUGAUACAAUGGCCCUUCCACCUAUUACUGCAUUUGCAACAGAGAUAGCACGUCAGAAUGACUGGGAUGGGAUCAUUGCUUGCCAUCAAGGUUAUAUAACUUGUACAACCUGGAAUUAUCAGAAAACUUCCAUGGGAGCCCAUAAACUGAAACCAAAAGCAUUCAGCAAAAACAAGCCUCUUGAUGUAUAUGCAACAGUAGUUGACAUUACUUCAUGUGGAAACUUUGCUGUAAUUGGGCUUUCAACAGGACAUGUAGAUGUAUACAACAUGCAAUCUGGCAUUCAUAGAGGACAUUAUGGAAAAGAAAAAGCACAUGAAGGUGCCAUUAGAGGGGUAGUAGUGGAUGGAUUAAACCAGUUGACAAUCACAGCUGGAAGUGAAGGAUUAAUUAAAUUCUGGAAGUUCAAGACCAUGGACCUAGUUUACUCUGCUAAUCUCUCUUCUUCUCCAAGUGCAAUGCUGCUUCACAGAGACAGUGGCAUUCUGGGAAUUGCCUCAGAUGACUUUGGCAUUAGCGUUUUGGAUAUAGAAACAAGAAGGAUCGUCAGGAAGUUCUCAGGACAUCACAGCCAGAUUAAUGACAUGACAUUCAGUCCCGAUGGCCGUUGGCUAAUAACUGCAUCAAUGGAUUGCACCAUUAAGACUUGGGACCUCCCAUCUGGAUGCCUCAUAGACUGUUUUUUGUUAGACUCGGCAGCUAUCAGCAUUUCUAUGUCUCCUACUGGAGACUUUCUAGCUUCAUCACAUGUAGAUGAUCUUGGAAUUUAUCUAUGGUCUAACCGUUCCUUGUAUUCGCUUGUUUCUUUACGGCCACUUUCAGCAAAUUAUGAGCCUUCUGUAAUAAUGCUUCCUGGAACUUGCCCUGCACAAGAUGUGGACAUCACAGGAGAUGAAGAAACAAGCAAUGAAAUGAUUGACUAUAAUUCACCAGCGCAGUUGGAAGAGCAGCUAGUGACCUUGUCAUCACUGUCUGAAUCAAGAUGGAAAAACCUCCUCAAUCUUGAUGUUAUCAAGAAAAAGAAUAAACCAAGAGAGCCACCAAAAGUUUCCAAAUCAGCUCCAUUCUUCAUCCCAACAGUUCCUGGUCUCAUACCACGAUAUGCUGCUGCUAAGCAAGAAAAUGAUGGACAGCAGUCAAAGGUAGUAAACCUCGGAGUAUUGGCACAAAAAUCUGAUUUCUACGUUCAACUUGAAGAAGCUUUGAGCAGUAAUGAGUAUAAGUCUCCACUUAGUAUUCUAAAGGAAAUGGGACCAUCUAGUAUUGAGACAGAGCUAAGAGACUUGGCUCCAGAUGCUGGUGGCUCUGUAGAGGUGAUGAAAAGCUUUUUGAGACUGAUUGGGACAAUGUUGAACACAAAGUGUGACUUUGAGUUGGCCCAGGCAUAUCUUGCACUGUUUUUAAAGUUGCACCUUAAAAUCCUUUCUUCAGAGCCAGUCUUGCUGGAAGAAAUAACCCAAGUGUCAACCCAACUAGAGGAAACCUGGAUCCAUGUACAGACUCUCUUCAAUCAAAGUCUUUGUGUGUUAAAUUAUAUGAAAAGUGCUUUGUUAUAAUGUGCCUUUGUUCCUAUUUAAGAAUGCUAAUGUUGGAUAAAAAUCCCCUCCGCUUGAUGGUACUUUUUACAUUGCAGAUAAGUUUCUGAUUCCAACAAUACAGCUUUUAUAUGUCUUAGUUAAAUAAUACAGAAUUCAAUAUUUAACUUUUAUUUCUCAUUUAAAUUCAGUGUCAAAAAUUGAACUUACAGAUUUUAAAAAUGUAACGUGCCCCAUUAAAUGACUACUGGAGGCAAUGUAAAUUAUUUUUAGAGAUGAAUAAACAUUAAGGACAAAUAUAGCGUAGCAAAGCUAUAGUAUCAUGUCCAAAAACAUAUAAUGGGGCAGCAAAUUAUGAGAGAGAAAGCAAUAAACCUGCCAGUCUGUGUAUAGAAAAUACUUUGUGUUAGACUUUGCUGUAGCUUAAAAAAAGCCAUUACUUUAACAAAUGUUAACUGUGAACUAAAAUAGUGAUACAGAAACUGCACAUCUCCUUGAAGCCAAAUUGUCAUUGUCAUGACUAAGUGCUUGCUAGAGCCAAUUUGAAGAAACUAGUUUGUUUUCACACUCUUGUAAAUUGUGUUCUUUUUAUUCAAUCCUUUUUACUCAAGCAAAGAUUGCCAGCUGUAACAUCAAAGAUAGAAUGUAAAAAAAAUUUCAUUUGCAUGUUUGAAAUUUUAUGAGACUCCAUUAGUGAUAAUGGGGAAUAAAAUCGUUCAGAUUGAUGUUCAUUGUUAGCAGCACUGAAUGUUAACUAUGCAAAUGAAUAUUACCCUCAGUAAAAAAGGUAUCUUGGUUUUUCUUUCAAAGAGAAUCUUGAAUUUUAAAAGGAUCUCUUUCAAGUGCUGCUGGUUCAGAAUAUUUCUAGAAGCCCAAGAAUGCUUUUCUUUUGGACAAGUUAGUUAGUUCAUUCUGUUUCAUGCACUACAGAUAGAAGCAUUGUCUCACUGAGUAGCUGGUGUGUAUAUGUAGUUUAGAAAAACUUCUGAUUAGAAGGGGCUGGUACCCACCUAGGGCUAUGAUUUUGUCAUGGAGGUCUCAAACUGUGAAUUUGAAUAAAGUCCAUGAAACAGAGUGGUGUUGUGACCUGCGCACGAGGGUGCAGCGCCACUCAGGUUUGGCCCGUCCAUCCCUCUAUCUCCAUCUGUGGAGGAACAGAUGAGCCAAACCUGCGUGGCGUUGCGAUCCCAGUCACCAGGUUGCAAUGCCCAAAGGAGGGAGCUGGGACCAGCCCUGCAGAACAGGAGCCAGUGCUUUGGGGCGAGUGUGAGUUCACUCUCCAACACCCCUCCAGUCCCAGGCCUCACCUUUCAGCGCCCCCUGGCCUUGCCAUAAAUUUUUUUCCCACAUCUCUGCUGUGAAAUUUAUGCAAAAUUUCUGUGCCAAAAUUCUAACCUUACAUGUAUACCAUAUGACACCGUAAGUAUGAAACAGAAGUAAACUGAUUAAUUGCCAUAUAUGCAUAACUUUUUUCAUUCCACUAUAACCACAAACCUCAGUUUCAUUGUUUUCUUUUUAAGUAAUCUGUUCUAGAGCAGCUCGUGCUUAUUUAUCAAAGUGUGCUAUGUUACCUGAUGCAAGCUCUGCAUUAAACUUUCGGGGGGGGGGGGGUUGCAAAAAUGAGUCGAAAAAAACAAAUGUAAAUAUUUUACAAAAUUCAGCUGAUAUUUUUCUCCUCUGUGUUCUGAAAUGCUGCCAAAUGUCAAAGCAUCCCUUCCUUCAGCCGGGAGAGGGUGUAGUGUUCAUACUUCAGAAGGUAUAACUUCUACAAAAUAAAUUGGCUGUCAGGAGAUAUUUGAAGAAAUACGGCUGCUCUUAUUUGGGAUUUUUAAAAAAAGAAUUGACCUCUGCACUGGUAUCUGGGUGAAUUUCACUUAAAAAUGUACAAGUGUACCACAAAUAUUUCUAUAUGUAACAGUAAUUUCCAACUUUUACUAAAAACCCAUGGUGAACAGAUGCUUUUUAUGGGCCACAACCAGAUUUUGGUAUUUCCUGUGCAACAGGUAAUGAACUCUGAAUGUGAAAAGCAGCACAGAAGCUGAAUUCUGUGCACUGCAUUGUGUUCUGCCAAGCUGUUAAAGAAACAUAAAAUCUUGCCUGAGAGAGAAACUGAUUUUUUUCAAGUAUUCUUUCACAUUUCCUAUUUAUAAUUGAAAUCUGGCCAUAUAUUCUGAUACAGACAUGGGGUCUUGGUAUAAGUAAUCCUGCAAGAUGUGGAGUACUUCCUGAAAUGCGAUGAAUGUCCUCAGCUCACUUUUAUUGUUAUUGGCAAAUAGGAGGUCAGCAAGUUGCAAGAUCAACCCCAGUUUUUAGUUAUGCUAGUUGUGUUUUAUCUCAAAAUAUGUGUUUGGUUACUUAGAAAUGUCUAGAAAUAGUUGAUAGGAUUAUACAGCAGGAAUUUAAACUCUACUUCAAAAAAGAUUAAGUAGAAUUGCAAUGGAACUCCAUAGUUAGGCUUUUGCAUACUUAACUGAAUUGUGUUAAAUCACUCAACUGAUAUCUCAGCCUAGUAAUGUUGCAGCAGUGUAAGAUGAUAUGUCCAAUAACUAAUAGUAGAGCAAAAAUAGCUAACUCUGAAGUAUUGAAAGAAAUGUAAAUUAGAAACCAAAGGCCUUUCUUAUUACUCAUCGUGGGGAGACUUAAUUGUGGACACAUUUGUGGGCUAGGUAUAGAAACAUUAGUAUGUGCAAUCCAUCUCUACCUGAAUUUGAUUGAAACAAUUAAUCCUUAAAUAGCAAUGAAGAGAAGUAUGCUUGGCCCAAUUGCUCCUCAUUCAGUCUCCGUCCCCUUCCUGAUUAGUAUUUCAACUCUAUGAACUGCUGAUCUUCCGUUUCUUUUUGGAAAGAGACCUGCCAUCCUACAACAACCCUGGAAGUACCUUAUUCCUCCUGCAUAAUCACUUCCAUGAUUCCUUUAUGUGGGUAGGGUUUCAGACUGGUUGCUAUUCCAUCUCCCUGGAGAAAGACAACCUGGUCUGCCUUGGAAGCCAUUAAAAUGACUGUUGCCGGGGGCAAUCCACUUGAAAGAGCUUUGUCUCUAAAGGUUAAUGAGAAGAAAUAAAUCUUUUUAAAACGGAAAAAAUGGCAGAAAAGGUUUAAAAUAUUUUCUUUCUUGCUGCCAAAAGUACCAGUACAUCUAACUAUAAUAUUACCACUUCCACCUUUUUAAUUGAAUUGGCUUGUUAGCACUGACCCCCCCCCCCCCCAUACACACACACUUGGUAAGGCAACUGCCAUCUUUUCAUGUGCUACAAUAUAUAUUCUGUUUAGUGUAUUUUUCCCUUAGUGCAACUGAUGAAGUGGGUUUUAGCCCACAAAAGCUUAUGCCCAAAUAAAUUGGUUAGUCUCUAAGAUGCCACAAGGAUUCCUCAUUGUUUUUGCUUAUGCAGACGAACAUGGCUGCUACUCUGAAACCUUUAAUAUUACAGUGUGCAACUGAAUGUGUCAGUGGAACAUCAUUAGAACAAUGGCAAUACAGCUGCUGAAAUAGAUGUACAACAGUGAACCUGUAUUUUACUUAGACAUACUUAAAAAACAAAAGUGAGGGAGCGGAUGAUGGCUCAAAACAGCAGCAGCAAAAGGAAUGGGAUAUUUUCAUGUCUUUGUUGGUAAUCUAAAUUACCUGGGCCUGCAGUUGCACCUGCCCAGUUGUCAGGCAGCCAACAAGUGCAUCUGAGCCACAGCAGAACCAGCUGAUUGGCUAAGGUGGUCAUGUGGCUUACUCUUAAACCCAGCAGCUGCAGAGGAUCAGUGACAGCUCAAUGCACAUGCCCAUGGAUUCUCUGCCUCCCUGUCUUUUGUUUUUGCUUCAAGCCAUGUUCCUGUGCUGCUCCAGCCUGGACUCUGCCCUGUGCCCAGCCUUGUUCUAGCCUUGCUCCUGUCUUGGAACUAGCCCGACUUUUGCCUUCUCUGACUUCAGGUAGUCCAACUUCUGACCCUUGGCUGAUUCCUGGCUCUAACUCUCGACCCUUGGCUCUUGCAUUUGGGACUCUGACUUUCGGCUCCAAUCCAUGAUUGACUGUGCUUUGCUUUGACCUUGGGCUUUAGCAUUUGGAUGCUAAAUUCAUUUAAACAAAGUAUAUUUCACCAAAAAGCCAUAAAAGUCAGCCUUCUUCCAAUCUGCCUUUUGGGUGUUUGGGGUUUUUAAGUGAUGCUCACUAAAGCAUUUGUUUGAGGCAGUGCUUGCUUGCUUCUACAGGUUGUGCCUACUUUGGUUGAUUCAUGUAGUUAUUAACACAAUUUUUCAGGCUGGAUGGAAAGAGUGAAUAUUGUGUGAGGGUCUGGUCCUGGAAAAGAACUGAUGUGAUUGGUCAGGAUCUAGUGUACUCUACGGUUCCAUAACUGUGGAGUUUGCUUCAAAAUACACCUGGAUGGAAAAUUACACUUCAGAAUCUAAGUGCUUAUUUGAAAAAAAAAAAAAAAAAAAAAGUCUCUAGCCUCCUGAGUAUGAAGGCAACCUAAAAAUGUGAAAUAGAUGUGAUAGUGUCAUCUUCGUGAUUCUUCUUACAGCCUCAAAUGAGUUCAGAGUUGUGCACUGCCCCAUUCACACUCUGGAAUUUUCACACUGAAAUCUAAGGAAGUCAGUCUAAAAGUCAGUACUGUCUCUUUCAUUGUUGAUCAAUUUAGCACAAACAUCCAGCUAAUAUACUUGUCCCAAGCUUCCCCAUAUCAUCAUCAGUUGUGGCAUCUUUCACAGUGUAACAGCUUCCAUCCUGAGAAUUUCUGUGCAGUCGAUUUGAGUUGUCAAUUCAUUUACUUUUUUCAAAAUUCAUAAGGAGACAUAAGACAUUAAUAUUAAAACAUCAGGCCACUGACCUGAUUAUAGUGCAUAUUUUAAUAUUUAAUUCAUUAGGAAAAAACUGCUUUUAAAGUUGUGCAACAGCUGCAUUAAAAUCUUAGUCUCCUGUGCCACAGUACUAUAGAAGCCAGAGUCUUUGCUCCAGAAUUUAGAUCCAGCUUGCUGUGGAGUUCAGGAGUCAUUGCAGCUACGUAUGUACCUCGGGUCUGGUGUACGCUUUAAAAUUAGAUUGACUGACCUAUCUACUGAGUAGUUAGGUUGAACUAGCUCUUGGUGUAGACAGAGGUAGGUCCACACAAGAGUUACCUCCAGAGAAGUAAAUAAACUACAUCAACAUAAAAAACACCUUUUGUUGAUGUAGGAAUUGUUUCUGCUACAGCUCCACUGCCACAGCAGCUGUAGUAUCGGCGUGGCAUUUGUCACCUGUGUGAAGGGGUGUUUCCUGUGAAACAUCUUGUGCAUGCCCAAAAUAAUGCUUGAUUAUUUAUUUUGAUUUUUCAGGGUUGUGAUUUGGCUAAAACCCUUUAGUUGUGUAAAUUAAAUAAUCUGAUUCUCAUCACUCUUCUGCUUCCACCUUAUUAAUCACCUCUACCUUUCCUUUUCCCUGUUGUCAACACCUCAGUUUAUGUCCUCUUGUUUAGUUUUUAAGAUAGGGGUUGCAGUGGACCUGGGUCAUUAUAAAUUGCUACUACUUUCGAUGUUCCUUGACACAUGCUUUUCAAUAUGGUGCUAAAUGGGAGUGAACAGGUUUCUCUUGAGAGAUUAAACAAGAGCCUCUGCUGACUUGAAAUGAAUUGAUACUUAUGAAUGAGUCAUAAAACACAACAGAGAAUUUUGGAGAAAAAUCAGCACGGCAUUUGGCUCAUCAUUUUCUAAGUGGGAUAGCAAAUUAUAAUAAUCAGAUGUGAUCACUGGUUGCUACAUAUUUUCCUAAGAGUGCCAGCAAACCACUCUUUGAAUAGUAUUGUCAUGAUUAGGCGUGAUGGACCAAAUUUACCACACUUGAGCCAUUGUUUUUAAGUGAAAAAUCUGAGAAACUGUCCCAGAUUGAAGUCUCAAUAGAGGAGAUAAAUUGAUAAAUCAAACAGUAAUAAGUCACCAGGUCUCAAAUAUGAAAUUGCAGAACUAAUAACUCUGGUAUGUAACCCAUCACUUAAAUUAGCUAUCCUCCAGUCAUCUGGUGUAGAAACUAAUGUGACACCAAUUUUUUUUAAAAGGUUGCAGAGGUAAUCCUGGCACUUAAAGGUCAGUAAGCAAUAACACGCAAAUUGAUUAAAAACUAUAGUGAAGAACAAAAUUAUCAGACAUACAGAUUAACACAACUUGUUGAGGGAAGAGUCAAUAUGGCUUUUCUAAAGGGAAAUCACUCCAAUCUAUUAGAGUUAUUUGAAGGGGUCAACGAACGUGGACAAGAGUGAUCCAGUGGAUAUAAUGUACUUAGACUUUCAGAAAGCCUUUGACAAGGUCCAUCACCAAAGUAAGCAGUCAUGGGAUAAGAGGGAAGGUCCUCUUGUGGAUCAGUAACUGGUUAAGUCAGGAAAGGGGGUAGAAAUAAAUGGUCAUUUUUCAGAAUGGAGAGAGGUAAAUAGUGGUAGGGAUCUGUGCUGGGACCAGUGCUGUUCAACUUUUUCAUAAAUGAUUUGGAAAGGGGGGGGGGGGAUAAACAGUGAGGUAGCAAAAUUUGCAGAUGAUACAAAACUAUCUUGAGUAAUUAAGUCCAAAGCAGACUUGUGCAGAGGUACCAAGGAUCUCACAAAACUGCGUAACUGGGCAACAAAGUGGCACAUGAAAUGCAAUGAUAAAUGCAAAGCACUACACAUUGGAAAAAUCCCAACUAUACGUACAAAAUGAUGGGAUCUAAAUUAGCUGUUACCAUUCAAGAAAGAGCUUGGGGAGUUCUCUGAAACCACCUGCUUAAUGUGCAGGAGGAGUCAAAAAAGCUAACAAUGUUAGAAAAGUAUUAGGAAAGGGAGAGAGAAGUCAGAAAUUAUAAUACCCCUACACAAAUUCAUGGCAUGCCCAAACCCUGAAUACUGCACGCAGUUCUGCUUGCCUCAUUUAAAAAAAAGAUACCCUUCUCUGUGCCUUUUCCAAUUCUAAUGUGUAAAAAAUGAUUAAGGGUAUGUAACAGCUUCCACAUGAGGAGAAAUUAAUAAAUCUGGGGCUUUUCAUCUUGGGGGAAAAAAGAUCACUAAGAGGAUUUGAUAGAGGUCUAUAAAAUCAUGAAUGGUGUGGAGAAAGUGAAUAAUGAAGUUUUAUUUAUGCCUUCAUAUAACACAAGAACUAGGGGUCACCCAACAAAUUUAAUAGGGAGCAGGUUUAAAACAAACGUAAGGAAGUACUUCUUCACAUAACAUACAGUCAGCCUGUGGAACUCAUUGCCAUGGGAUGUUGGAAAGGCCAAAACUAUAGCGGGGUUCUAAAAUGAAUUAGAUAAGUUCAUGGAGGAUAGGUCCAUCAAUGGCUAUUAGCCAAGAUGGUCAGGGAUGCAAUCCCAUGCUCAGGGUGUCCCUAGCAUUUGAUUGCCAGAUGCUGGCAGUGGAUGACAGGGUAUGGGUCUUUUGACGAUGGCCUGUUCUGUUGAUUCCCUCUGAAGCACCUGGCAUUGGCCUCUAGCUGGAACAUUGGUCUGAUCCAGUAUGGCUGCUCUUAUGUUCUUAAUUGGUACACUUGUUGGUAGUUACAAAAAAUGGAAAGGAUAGAACAUGCAUGGAGACUGAAUUGCCCUCUCAACUUUAGGUAAGUGAUGAGGUCACAGGAAUAAGCUUGCAUGACCAAUGCCCAUGCAGUGCCUGCUUUGUGGAUAAAUGACUUCACUCUGUUGUGCUUUCUAUUCAAGCACCUUUUGCAGCACUAAAUUUACCCAAUUU